Pseudopipra pipra is the source of this 1988-nucleotide messenger RNA. It is a transcript of the gene STARD5, whose product is annotated as StAR related lipid transfer domain containing 5. The transcript is spliced from 6 exons. The record is from RefSeq and is a predicted model, not a curated record. Gene Ontology annotation, biological process: cholesterol import. Gene Ontology annotation, molecular function: cholesterol binding; cholesterol transfer activity. The coding region runs from base 38 to 670 and encodes 210 amino acids. NCBI's taxonomy places the organism in Eukaryota, Metazoa, Chordata, Aves, Passeriformes, Pipridae.
GCGCUCAAAGGCGGCGGGGCGGCCCCGCCCGCCCGCCAUGGACCGUGAGGAGCGCGCAGAGGCGGCGGCCGAGCAGCUGCGGCUGUACCGGCGGGACCCCGGCGGCUGGAGGGGCUGCCGGAGCACGGGCGAGGUCGCGGUGUCCUGGAGACCCUCGGCGGAGUUCGCUGGUAACCUGUACAGGGGAGAGGGGAUCCUGCCCGCCAGCCCGCGGGAUGUCUGGGAAUGCAUCAAGCCGGUGGCCGGCGGGCUCAGGACCAAGUGGGACCAAAACGUGAAGGAUUUCGAGGUCAUCGAAGCCCUCACCGAUACUAUCUCUGUAUGCAGAACCACAACCCCUUCAGCUUUCAUGAGGAUUAUUUCACCAAGAGAAUUUGUGGAUGUGGUAGUAAUGAAGCAAUAUGAAGAUGGGACAUUGCUAUCUGCUGCCACCAACGUGGAACACCCACUGUGUCCACCUCGACCAAAUUUUGUGAGAGGUUUUAAUUACCCUUGUGGCUGUCUCUGUAUACCUGUUCCAGGGGAACCAGACAGGACUCAGCUCCUCACUUUCUUUCAGACGGAUCUUGGUGGCUACCUUCCCCAGACAGUGGUGGAUUCCUUUUUUCCAUCUAGCAUAUCUGGAUUUUACAGUAACCUGACCAAAGCUGUUAAGACAUUAAAAGCAUGACAAGAUGAGUUGCUGACAUCACCAGCUGAGAGUAGGAAAAAAAAACUGGCAGCUCGAGGGUAAAAGUAGGAAGUUGACCUCAGGACUUUUCAGUCAGCAAAGAUACUUAAGAAAGGUGACAUGAAACAAUGAACUGAGUAAAAUAAUUUUUUAAAAUAGCAUUUUGUACCUGUCUCCGUGCAGAACAAUGCAUUCUUUUCUAAUACAAAAUUCUUCACUUUUAGAAAAAUAUCCCACCAGAGGCUGGAAGAAUCCUGGAGACAGCAGUGGUGGCUGUCUCCAGGGAGAAGAUGCACAUGCUGGAUCUGUUCUUGGCCACACUUUGUCAAUGUGUGUGAAGGGGAGCGUUGUUAAAACCCACUUAGUACCACAGGGUUAGCCAGGUGUGGGUCAGCUCUGUUUGGUCUCUGAAACCCUGUAGAUUCCUGUGGAACAGUGUUUCUUCCCCAAAAGAAGAACUUGUAGAGCUGCUGAGAUGUAUCAGUGGGUCUAAGCUAGGAAAUGGUAAAAAGCCAAAAUUUGAUUGUGUGGAGGAUUCCGCUUGUUUGUUCCAGCAGAUGUCAGCAGUGAUGGUAAAUAUGCCUUAAGUGCUGUUUUGUAAGUCAGGGUGCAGCAGUGCAAAUCAAUUCAUAGGUCUGUGGGCUGGCAAAUCGACACUCUUCCUUUCCCCUCUCUGUACCAAAACCAGUGAUUUCCCCUGUGUCAUUAAACAAACUGAAUUGACACAGUGGCAAUAAAUAAAGAGGAUUAAGCACUUUACUUGCCAUUUCUUAAACUGCACUUGAAAUGACCCUUUUGAACUGUGCUUGAAUGUUUUUUGGUCUCCUGUGGGGAAAGAUUUUAACGGGUAAAUAAUCUUGUUUUGUAGCUUUGUCUUGACAGACCAUAAGGACAUUGCUUUUCUCUAAGACUGGUUUGCCUCAGCAUUAUCUUUGGAAACUAGCACCUGAUUUUGUGUGCAAUGUUGUGUCCAUCUUUAGGAAAUAUCUAUGGCAUUGCUUACUACAGGAAUGUCAGACAUUACUGUAGGUUACAUAUAAUUACAAAAUAAAAAUAAUUGCUGAAUUAGGAAUUUAAAUGCAGGUUGUGAUUUUAAUGCAGUAACUCAAUUAUUUAAUAAGGUUAAUAUGCGCUGCUUUCUGUCCCUGUAUUUUUUUAUAUUUAUUAUAGGGCAUGGACUUGCACACAAAGCUUCCCAUUGUAAAUCUUACCCCAUGGAAUAGUUUUUUAAGGAAACAAUUUUUAGUCUAGUCCCCUUUAUAUACAAAGAUGUAAAAACUUGUGUGAGUGUGAUGAAAUAAAUAUUUUUUCUGCUACA